Molecule: messenger RNA, 3805 nt
Organism: Cladocopium goreaui
Lineage: Eukaryota; Dinophyceae; Suessiales; Symbiodiniaceae
Source: the annotation of a GenBank genome assembly
UUGUGGAUCCACAGGGAUGGGCUGAUGGGCUGCGAUGGCGAGCCUUGAGUCAUUUGGAUAUACGCUGAACAAGCUGAAGGUCGAUGUGAGAGGGUGCUGCACUUGCGAGAACGUUGAAGAGGGCGCAUCGCUGUUAGUGCUGCCCUUGAAGAACUGUUGGACUGCGCAGGCGGUGGACAAGGAGUGUCCAGCCGUGGCACAGGCCCUCCAGAAAGCCUUCGUGCGACAUCCGGAGGGGCUGGAGCUGCAAGCUGCGUGCACCAAGAUCGCGUUGCAUCUGAUUUUCGAGCAUAGGCAAUUGCAGAGAAAUCCAGAGGCAACACCUGCGGCAGCACAGGAGCUCCGGCGAAAACACCUGGAGCUUCUGGGACCUCGAAGUCGGAAAAUCGAGACCGUCUUGGCCUGGGGUCGACGCGACCUGGAGUCCCUACAAGGGAGCUUUUGGUUCGAGGAGGCCCAUCGUCGGCAGGAAGAGAUCCUGGCUGAUCUCCAAGCGUUGCUGGCAGAUCUGGGACCGGAGGUGUCCUUAGCUCUGGGUUUGAUCGACCAGCUGGAGGACGGUCGUUCCGCCUUAGAGGGCGAACUGCCGAGAGGAUCGGUGGAGGUCUACGCCUGGGCGCGCUGGAUUCUGCAAGAGCUCUCCGUGCAGUUCUUGCUGCCCGGAGGCGAUCGCCUUGAUGUCUUGGCGCCGGGACUGGAGCUGGUGCCAAAGGAUGCCUCGGGCGGCAACGGCCUUCUUCGCUUGGAGAAGGUGGAGGGCAGUCCGGCACUGGUGCUUUCGGCCAGCAAAGCACUCAAGGCGGGCGAAGCGGUCCGACUUUGGCACAAGGGCUUCGCGUGUUCCCAGGGCUUCCGUUUGCUGAUGGGUGUGGAUGGCUUGAAGGCUGCUGGGCCUUCAGAUGACAUCUCGAAUCCUUGGGAGAGCGUGGAGGUGCUGCUGCGCCUGCCUGUGAGUGCCAAGAACACCUCGGAGAACGCGCAGCUCUGGGGCAUGAUCGAAGCCUUAGAAAUGGCGCUGCAGGCCAGUCGACCGUGGCUACCCAACGAGGAACUCAUGUUAGGAGAUGCACUGCCACCAGACUAUGGCUGGCGAAGGGUUGAGGUGCUCCAGAAGGAGUCGGCCCCCGAAACGGCGCCGGAGACGGAGGAUGAGAUGCUGGAGGUCCAAGUGCGGAUGCCCUUCAGUGCGUCGACGCUACCAACAUCGGAUGCAUUGCAUCAGCUGGGGCUACUGAUUUGUGCAGAUGUGGACAGGAUGCAAAAGAUCAUGAAGGAAGAGAAGGGAAUCCUGGAUCCCCUUGGCCCGGAGGCUUGCUGCCGCCGUGCCUUGGGUUAUUUGGCCAAGACACUGCAGUGGACCUUGGAGGAAUACCCUUCUCAUGCCUCCACGGAUGCCCGACAGCUCUCGCGAAGUGCGCCAAAGGAUGUGACUGGUGGCCUCUCACGCCGUGUACGUGGAUUGCUGCUGGUCGCCGCUGAGCGAGAGUUGUUGGUGAAGGCUUUAGCCCUGAUACAGCAAGCCUUGGAGGCAGAGGAAGCUCCACGUCCCAAGACCGAGACCAGCGAGGCGAAGGAGGACUUGGUCUACUCCCUGGACUGGGACGAAGGUGAGGAUCAAGGCCCCAAGGACCCAAGUCUACCAGCCGCUCAGUUCUCAGGCCAAGCAACUGGUACCAUUAAGAGCAGGUCGAAACCAGAAGGCAUUGCGUCCACCGGCGCUACCUGGGAGGAUUUGGCGCUCGGGCCUUUGCUGGGCUUCUCCCUACCGGUGCUGUGUGAUGUGCUGUGGAGAGUAGAACCAAUGCUACCGCCGGUGUAUUCUCAAGGCGUAAGACCUGUGAAGCCCGGCUAUGUGGAGGACUCCACCACAGGAACGAUUUUCCCACCGGCACCGAAAUUCUACGACCGGCAGCCCUCGCCACAGCAGCGCCGCGUCCAACAGUUGAGUGACUCACUGGUAGCGAAGGAAUCGCAGCUGCAGAAAGCCGACACGAGCGCCCUGCCUUCCAGUGCUGCGUCCCUCCGUUGGGCUUUGCUGGAGCUUCCAGGGGGUGCCACACCCAACUUCGAGGUAAUCAAUGCCUUAGUUUCGAUGGGUUGCGAGGAUCGCCUUAUGUACCUCAACAAACAGCUGGUGGUCCAGCAGAAGUAUUUGUCUAGACUGUCUUCUGGACAACAUCCGGGCACCAUGGGAUCUGCCAAAGCAAAGACGGGGGCGUACGAUGUCCUGGUCAUACCUUUGGAAGGUUGGUUGAACUCUUCGAGACUCGAGCAGCUCUGUGUGGACCUGGUGUUAGCUGUGCAGGCCUUGGUCACCGAGAUGGGCGCCAGUGUUCUGAGGGUAAUCCUCUUGAGCUCCUUGAGCAUUGGCCCCGGUAGCUCCACAUAUCGCCGCGAUGCCGUGCAUCGUUCCGCCGCCGCGCUUGGGGUGGUACGAAGUGCACGGGCUGAACUGCCGCAGGUCCCCAUGCUCUGGCUGGACACCGAUGCGGAAGAUGGCAAGACCUUUCAGGAGCAAAUGAUGUCCGAAGUGGACUUGGCACUUCCACCUGGAGGUCAUGCGAAUCCAAGUUCCUUGGAACGUGCGCAAUGCCUCAUGGCCCACAACAGGGAUGUGGCGUACCGGCAAGGGCGGCGAUGGUUGCCAAGGUUGGAUUUGAGUCCCAACAUGCCUAUUUAUUCGGGUCGCGUGGUUCCCACACUUCCACCCCAUGUCACCGGAACUGGAGUGGCAUUGAUUACAGGUGGUGUUGGCGGCCUCGGCUUGGCGGCGGCCGAAGCAUUGGUGGAGCUAGGAAUGAAACGCUUGGUGUUGAGCUCCAAGAAUGGCAAUCUGCCUGAUGAGCAGGGCGUGGCACAGCGAGUGCAGGCGAUGAAGUCCUUGGGCGCCCAGCUCUGGAUCGAAGCCUGUGACGUGGCAAAGGAGUCGGACGUGCGAGAACUGCUGGAAAGAAUCCAAGAUCGCCAUGGACCUUUGCGAAUGGUGAUCCACGCCUCUGGCGUUCUGGAGGACAGACCCUUCAUGGAACAAGAUGCGGAAUCCUUCCGCAAGGUCUUUGAACCGAAAGCAUCGGGCGCAUGGUAUUUGCAUCGUCACACCUUAGAUGACAAGCUCCAAAACUUCCUCCUCUUCUCCUCCGUGGCGGCCUCCCGGGGCAGUUCCACCCAGGCCAACUAUGCUGCUGCCAAUGCGUAUUUGGAUGAACUGGCCCGCUUGCGGGCUGCACAUGGGCUGCCUGCAGUCUCCAUCCAGUGGCCUGCAGUUGCCCCGUGGCUGGAGGAACCUGAAGAACCCCCCAGCGUGGCAAUCUGGAAUGGGAUGCCCACAGGUUUGGAGAAAAAGACCAGCACCAGUAGCAUCAGCUUAGCUGUCGUUCGGCAGGUGGUGAAGCUCUCAGUGCUGAACUUGAAACCCAUCGAACCAGUGCAGGCUGUGUUACCGGGGGCAUACCUGUCAUCCACCUCCCCAACAGUUCGAAGUCUCCUCCAUCCAUUGCUGGCGCGCAGCAACAAAAGACAGGAGAGCUCCAUGAGCCUGUCCGUCGAUAAGGGAUCCGGGCUUCCAAUUAGUGGGACGAAGCUGUGCCUACAGCUGACAUGAGCCCAGUGGCCGUGGCCUUUGCGACAAAGUUUCCUCUUGCUUCCAUUUAAUCAUUUAGUAGGUCGGAAUCCAAUGAUGCCACCAGUAGAUACAUCUCAUCGCCACUGACCCGAAAAAAAACGUUGUUUCCUGAGUCGGCAUCGGUUUUUUUUGUUUGACGCGUGUCAUCGGAUUAUCCUCGCUUCUGGAAAACGGCGUGCGAUG